Molecule: messenger RNA, 1541 nt
Organism: Tachysurus vachellii
Lineage: Eukaryota; Metazoa; Chordata; Actinopteri; Siluriformes; Bagridae
Gene: pias4b
Product: protein inhibitor of activated STAT, 4b
Exons: 11
Coding region: 132-1484 (450 amino acids)
Biological process (GO): protein sumoylation; regulation of transcription by RNA polymerase II
Molecular function (GO): transcription coregulator activity; SUMO ligase activity; zinc ion binding
Source: RefSeq, a predicted model, not a curated record
AAUGCCUUUUGGGAUUUGACCAGUCUUGACUUCCUUGGCGUUGUAUUGAUGACUGGUGUAAGAAUGCGUAUUGGCGCCUAAUCGGUUAAUUGUAAUUUAAACUAAUUUUGGUGAAAGUAAAGUUAAUAAUAAUGUCCAGCCAGCUGUUGGAAGCAACGGUGAUGGUGGAGAGCUUGCGGGUGGCUGAACUGCGGUCCCUUCUUACCACUAUGGGAAAGGACAAGAAAGGGCUGAAAAGGGAUCUGGUGCAGAGAGUCACAGAGCUCCUCCAUAACAACCUCCGUCCGGAGCUUUUCUCUGCUAUCCGAGAGCUCUAUGACCGCCGUCACUGCGGUAGCAAUGCCAACCGCAGACGAUCCCAGGUCAUCACCAUGCCAACUAAUGUUGAGGUUGUGGCCGUUUACCCAAAGAAAUCCUGUGGAAGCCCUGUUCAUAAACCUGAAGUGCACAUGAUUAAGCUUCCAUUUUAUCAAACUCUGGAGACUGUUGUUGCUCCAGUAUCAUUAGUGCCCUCAUAUGCAAUUAAGCAACAGAUCAACUGCUUAACCUUUUGUCUGACUACAGGACAAUCAGCUCAGAUCAUGAACUGUCAAAGGGCCAACACUGGAGUGGCAUCUGUUCAGGUGGUGCUCAGAAGUUGCUACACAGAGAGUAUUGGUGUUGAAGAUGAUCAGUAUCCACCAAAUAUUACUGUUUUGGUCAAUGGCCAUGACUGUCCUGUACAGGCUCACUACUCUUCCAAUAAAAAAGGACUGGAGCCUUCUCAGCCUUGUCGUCCAAUCAAUCUCACACCGUUUGUAAAACAGGCCGCUGAGAAUCACGUUGCUGUCUCCUGGGAGAACUAUGGCAAGUUUUACUCUGCUGCUAUAUAUCUGGUGAAGGUCUUCUCUUCGGCAGAUUUGCUGGCACAGCUCCAGAAAAAUGGAGUCGCGAGUGUGGAGCUCUGCAAACAAAAAGUUUGUGAGAAGUUGCGCUGUAAUCCUGAGAAUGAGAUCACCACCACAGGGCUGCAAGUGUCACUUAUCUGUCCUCUGUCAAAAAUGCGCAUGUCAACCCCUUGUCGAGCACAGACGUGCGCCCACCUGCAGUGUUUUGAUGCUGCCUUCUACCUGCAGAUGAACGAGCGGAAGCCUAGGUGGACUUGUCCUGUCUGCCAUAAGCCUGCCCUCUUUGACACUCUACAGAUCGAUGGUUUGCUGAGUGGCAUACUCCAGUGUGCACACGAGGCCGUGAAGGAGAUUGAGUACCUGUCUAAUGGAUCUUGGAGUGCAGUGGGGAAGGAAAAAGAGUGCAGCAAAACUACAGAUCUCUCCUCUCUCAGCCACAAGAAGGAUUUUGUGGUACGAGAUGUCGUGGAUCUGACCGAGUGCUCAACUGACAGUGAUGAUGGUGGUGAUGCCAUGCAGGCAGAAGAGAUUGUUUUGACACAUGUAAAAAACGAGAAAGUGCGCUUCUCCAAAGGCAACAUGCAUAUGAAGCGGUGACACCUGCCAAAUUAUGCAUUUCUGUAUUUCUUAAAUUAUAUUUAUUUUAAACUCCAA